AUGAAAGAAAAAGUCAAUUCAUCAAAAAUUUUUUACAUCAAUGAUUUUAAUAAUUUAAAGAAAAUUGAUUAUUCCGAAGACGAUUCAUCUAAUACAAAUAUAGGCAUGAGUAAAAUUCAAGCAAAAACUCUGUUUCAAAAAUAUUAUAUCGAUUUUGCUAGCUCUUCAAGUAUUCAUGGCUUUAAUCACAUGACAGCACCUCGGCGACAUUUAAUCGAACGUUUUUUAACCGCAUUCUUUAUAAUUGGAUCGUUCAUCAGUUUAAUAUUUUUAUCAUUGACAUUCUGGCAACGUUUUCAAGAUUUCUCUACAGUCGUUGUUUUCGAUCAUGAAUAUCGACGAUUCACAAUCACUCAGCCAGCUGUGAUAGCAUGUCCAAUAGUUCGCAUAGAUGAGAAUAAAUUUCCAGAAGUUUUCAAAAAGUACAAUUUAGCAGAUACCACUGAUAAUAGAUACUUCUUUCAAUUCCUUUCUAAUGCAACGUACUCCACAUUUGAUCUAACACCCGAGUUUACUACUGUCGAACCUACGAAGUGGUUAUCAAUUUUAAAUGAUCUUAAGCCAGAUGUCGAUUAUACCUCUUCAAAUUUAAACAAAGCUACAUGGGUUGUUACUGAACAAGGAUUUUGUCUAGCGUUUAAUAGUUAUGUCAGUCCAUAUUCUUCACUGGAAUAUUGGCAAAGCAACAAUUGGACAAUUUUACCACUUUUUGAUGAAGUUCAUUUUUAUGACUAUCAAAAUCGAGAAAUACCAAACACUAUCAAAAUAAAAACUCAUGAUGUUAUGGUCAGUAUUUACUAUCCUGGUUCAGUUGUAACUCUGGAAAACAAAUUCUACAAGUCAAUGCGCACAGCUAUGUCCCAAUUAACACUCUUUGUUGGUGAAAUAAGCAGUUCAAAUCAAGUUACAGAACUAUCAUUAACACAACGGAAGUGCAUGUUGUCCGAUGAAGGUAAACUCAAAAUGUGGCCAGUUUAUACUAAAGCAAUGUGUUCUCUUGAAUGUAGGUAUAAUAAUAUACUGAGAAUUUGCGGUUGUUAUCCACAUUUUGCUAGACCUACAAACGGAAUACCAAUAUGUGAUUCCAACCAACUUCAAUGCAUUGGUAAGAAUCUCGACAAAGUUCUGUCGUUGGAAGAAUGUGAUUGCUAUGCAGAUUGUGACACAACAUUUUAUCUUGAAGAAUCAUUUUCGACAAUCGAAUUAAAAAAAGGAUCUCCAGCGGAUGCAGUAGUAACAAUUACUAUCGUAUUUCCUACAGAUAAGUAUAAACGUGAACAAUUAUUUGGAUUCAACGAUUUUCUAGCUUCUGUCGGGGGGGCAGCAGGACUCUUCUUGGGGGCAUCCGUCAUAUCCUUCAUAGAAAUUUUGUAUUUUGCUACAUUACGUUUAUGUUGGUAUAAACAAAAAUUCAAUAAAAAAAAUAAAACAGAAUCGGUCACAUGGUUCAAUAAAAUUAAAUAG
Cotesia congregata is the source of this 1464-nucleotide messenger RNA. Lineage: Eukaryota; Metazoa; Arthropoda; Insecta; Hymenoptera; Braconidae. The record is from the annotation of a GenBank genome assembly.